Messenger RNA from Larimichthys crocea (large yellow croaker), 4571 nucleotides. RefSeq names its product receptor accessory protein 3b (gene reep3b). The transcript has 8 exons. Gene Ontology annotation, molecular function: microtubule binding. NCBI's taxonomy places the organism in Eukaryota, Metazoa, Chordata, Actinopteri, Sciaenidae. Gene Ontology annotation, cellular component: cytoplasmic microtubule; endoplasmic reticulum tubular network; endoplasmic reticulum membrane. Bases 559 to 1347 code for a protein of 262 amino acids. Gene Ontology annotation, biological process: endoplasmic reticulum tubular network organization. The record is from RefSeq and is a predicted model, not a curated record.
CUCUCCCGUUGGUUAGAAUUCGCCACGAAUCCAAGAUAGACCAAUUAGAGCGAAGAUCGCUGAGUUUAAAAUUCCACCGCUUCCACUAAAACGCAUAAGUCACAUGGGCAAACGAGGCCAACCAAUUGUAAUUUGCGUUUGUUGUAAACAGACCGAGCUGGCCAAUAGCAGGGUCCAGAGGUUGUGCUUUUCCUGUUGACGUCAGGGACUAGCUGGGCACCGUUCUGGUGCCAGGAACUGAGGAGUGAAGUGUAGAAGGAAGGAGGAAACCAGGAGGGAACCAGGAGGGAACCAGGAGGGAAGAGGACACUGCAACAAAACAGCACGAGUCACACCGGACAGAGACCCCGUCGCUGAGUUAUGCUCGCAGAGGCAGAGCAGUGAGGUGGAGCGUUUCUCAGACAUGCUGUGUUCUCGGUGUUCGCUCAGAUAGCGAGCUGCUCCCGGACCCGCUCAUCCAAGUUUCGGCUGUAGAAGUUUCCAGCGGCUCGGCUAACCUUUGACGUUACCACCGGGGCUGCGCUCCACUCCUGACCGAACACAACAGAGACAGAAAGCAUGGUGUCCUGGAUCAUUUCGAGGAGCGUUGUGCUGGUGUUUGGGACUCUGUAUCCUGCAUACUACUCUUACAAAGCUGUCAAGACCAAGAAUGUCAAAGAAUAUGUGCGAUGGAUGAUGUACUGGAUUGUGUUUGCCCUCUACACUGUGGUGGAGACGAUCACCGACCUAACACUGGCAUGGUUUCCUCUGUACUACGAGCUGAAGGUAGCCAUUGUGAUCUGGCUGCUGUCCCCCUACACCCGAGGAGCAAGUCUCAUUUACAGGAAGUGUCUGCACCCUCUGCUGUCCUCCAGAGAACGGGAAAUCGAUGAGUACAUUGUGCAGGCCAAAGAGAGGAGCUAUGAGACCAUGGUCAAUUUUGGGAAGCAGGGACUGAGCAUUGCAGCCACUGCCGCUGUCUCUGCAGCGGUCAAGGGUCAGGGUGCCAUCACAGAGAAGCUGCGUAGUCUCAGCAUGCACGACCUCACACAGAUAAACCAGCAGGAUGACAGAGGAGGAAACCAGCUCUACCAGUACAGCUCCCACUCAGCCAACCCCGCCAUCAGGAGAUCUCAGAGCACUGACGCUGCAGACGGAGCAGAGUACUAUUAUGACCAGGAAGAGAGGAGCGACGAAGAGACUGAGCCAACCUUCUCUGAAGACGAGGCUGUUACUCAGAAAGGACUGAGACGAUCGCAGAGUGUCAAGAUCACACGAUCCAGAGUCCGUAAAGAUGCUCGUUAUGGAUCUCUGAAGAUUAAAGGCAAGAAGAGACCAGCACUGAGCUCCAUCAACUAUGGAAUAUGAACAGACUACUGCUCACACACACACACACACACACACACACACACACACACACACACACACACACACACACUACUGACUGGUGGAUGCUAUGUCAGCCUGUUAUUCCAGCUCUUCUCUGUCAUUUAUGAUUCUUCUGACAUAUUUAUUAUGGUAUUCAUCCCAAACCAGGGGCUCUUAGAGAACCUGCUGUCUGUCUGAGAACUCUGAUGGUUUUUCUUUGGGUUGAUGGGGUGGACCUCAUGUUUUGUUUUUGUUGUUGUUGUUGUUUUUGCAUGGACUUGUGUUUCAUCUGUCAUUCAUUGUAGUUUCAUUGUAGUUUUUAGGUAGGAUGUUAGAUGUGUUUAGUCUUUUAAUGUAUUUUAAAUCCACCUGUCAACUUUUUAGUCAUCUUCUAGUUUUAUGGUACCACUUUCUAAUGAGACAGCCUUCAUAAAGAAACCAAAAAGCAAUGGCUUCAGGAGAGUCACAUCAUUUACUGAUGCUUCACAGCACAGUCAUAGGACAUUCACAACAUCAACUUAGAAUUCCAAAAAUCCUUUAGGCUAGUGUUCAUCCUCCUCCAACAUCAGCUUUGUCUUUAACUCUUCAGUUCUUCAGGGAGACGACAGACUGUCAGAUAUCUGGACCAAAAUACAUUAAUAGUGUAACAACGUAUUAAUAUUUAAAACUUUAUAGAUAAUUACAAACUGAAACCUGUGAGCUCUUAUUAAAGCAACAAGCUACUUGGAUGGUUCUGUCUCCAUGACGUGUUGGAAAAGUUACAGUGUUGCUUUAACAUUUGAUCAGAUGAUGUGCUGUAACAGGAAAGGCACACAGCUCAUAGAGCUGCCCUCAUAGAGCUGCCCUCCUAGAGCUGCCCUCCUAGAGCUGCCCUCCUAGAGCUGCCCUCAUAGAGCUGCCCUCAUAGAGCUGCCCUCAUAGAGCUGCCCUCAUAGAGCUGCGCUCAUAGAGCUCUUUUCAUAGAGCUGCUCACAUAGAGCUGCCCUCAUAGAGCUGCCCUCAUAGAGCUGAGCUCAUAGAGCUGCCCUCAUAGAGCUGAGCUCAUAGAGCUCUUUUCAUAGAGCUGCUCUCAUUGAGCUCUUUUCAUAGAGCUGCUCUCAUAGAGCUACUUUCAGCCACAGCAGGCUGCUGUUUUCACUUCCUCCUAUGACAGUCAGCAACUAACUGAAAGUGCGAGAUUGACUAUUAUAUUUUAUCAGCUUUAAAGUCUUACUAACAUAUUUAACUGCAAACAUGACACCCAGCCAAAGACAAUAACAAUGUAACCUUUUUAUCUUAAUGGCUUGUAAUGAUUAGAAAGGCUUAUUAAAUAUUAGUGUUACUUAAUAAACCUUCAUAUAUGUCCUUUAUAAAGAGCAGCUUAUUAAAAUGUGGUACCAGUUUUGCUUCUGCUGCCUUUCAGGUAUUUUAUCAAUGAGGAACUUCCUGGUUCCUGGUUGAACCACUGACACUAGAGUUGGAGUAUGGAGUCCGUUAACCUCAGUAUGGUUCAAUAUACUAAUGAGAGAUCAUUCAUGCUUGUGUAGCUUCAGACACAUGCCACAUUCCCUGCUGUCACUGUGACAGGUGACAAUAUACCAGCAGGUCUACCACGAACCUUUGAGGAGAGAGUGCAGUUGAAUGAAUGAGGUGUGGAGCUGAGCCUGUGUGAAUGAAACACCAGCAGAUGAACACACUCCCUCAUUCCCUGUCAGAGGAGGGAGGCAGUGAACAUCACUGAAGAGAGGGAAACGGAAAGAGAAAAGUGAAUGGAUGAAACAUUCUUCCAUGUUUCUGUGUGGCUAUUUCAGCCUCAGCCUUUAUAAAGUCCCACUUACUAUUAAUGACUUACUGUUUUCCUGCUUUGUACUUGUGUUUUUAUACAGAUGUGUCCUGAUCACAGCCCUGGUUGUAAAUUUCUAGCUGUUCUUCAUGAACAUUAGCUUUUUAAAUGUGUGUGUCUUUGGAUCAAAAUAAGUCUUUUAUAUUGUAAUCACCUGUUUUUGCACAAACGCCUCCUCCCAGAACUUUUUAUCAAUGCUGUCCUUGCUUGUCAUCUCAUUUUAUAAUGUACUUUGCUGCAGGAGGAGGCGGCACACAGCUCGUACCAACGGCCUCUCGUGACAUUUUAAAGUCUGGUUUGUUUUGUACAAACAUCUUUCUACACUUCCUGUUAGGGAACACUUAGCAGAGAGAAGUUUCUAUGAUGCCUGUGUCAGUUAUGCCUCUGCUUCAGCAGUACAUCUGGCUGACGUGAAAUGACAUGUGAUUCAGUAUCGUUCCUAGACAUGACAAAACUGAUGAUUGAAAACAGAUGAGUGAAAGUACAAAUGGAAGUGAUCUCUUUCAGUAUGAUGGUGCAUCUGACCCAGUUGAACGUCAAAAUUAGAAUUUCUAUGUUCAUACAUAUGUAAUACUUAGGCUGAACAUACACACAGACAUGUACUUACCCAGUGUAAUAUGUCCCCUGCUGUCCAUGGUUGUUAAGUAGAACUUAAGAGACUCUCUGAGCUCAGUCAGUAUCUCUGACCAUUGAAGCCAUGCUGGCAUGGCAGGAGAGGUUUUCCACAUUUGAGCUCAGUAAAAGCAGCCGUUUGCCUUAAAGUGAUGUGUCUUUACAUUACAUUUAGUCAUUUAGCAGACGCUUUUAUCCAAAGCGACUUUUAGAGAAGGGAACAAUCAAGGUACGAUGCGAUAAAGUGUGAGUGCAGCAGUAAGUGCUGUGACAGUUCUUAAAGGGGUAGAUUUAUCAUGUUCAGUUGUUGGUAGUGUUGUAGAAGAGGUCCUCUCUGAGGAGCUGGAGGUCUUCAGGAGGUUUUUAAAGGCAGAGAGGGACACCCCUGAUCCAGUAGAAACUGGUAGGACGUUCCACCAACGAGGAACAACAGACGACUUCUCAUCCACCUGUGUGGACACUGAGUGUAUUAACAGAACUGCAUGUCUGUGUCCGAGCAGACCACUGCGCACACACACACACACACACACACACACUGUGUUCUGGACAGUACAAGUCUUAAUCGGUGACAUGGAGCUGCUGAGGUGCAAUAACAAGCCAGACUUUCUCAGGUCAUGAUGUCCAUUUAAUGUUCAUAACUGACUAAUGAUACCAAAGCUUCAUGUACUCACCCCGAUCUGUGUGGCUGGGUUUUUGGUCUGUGUGGGGAUAACGUCUGCUGUGUGUACUGCUGGAUUAUAAAUGCAAUACAAUAAAGAUCGUCCAAUCGCAGUACGGACAAGAAACAAAA